AUGUCACAUAAUCAGGAUUCUAAUACUAUCUAUGAUAAAAAUCAUGAAAACGAGAUUUUUAAAGAAGCCUUUGAAAUAUUCGAUAGAAAUAACGAUGGAUCAAUCGAAGCGAGCGAAUUUAAGUUUGUCUUGAAUAAUUUAAAUAUGUUUCCAACAGAUUUGGAGAUUGAUGAAAUGAUUCAGCAACUUGAUCUUAAUAAUGAUGGAACUAUCGAUUUUAACGAGUUUUUAAUCUUGAUGAAAGAACUUCAGCACUAUAAUAUCCCAAAUGCAAUAUCUGCUGCUUUUAAGGGUUUUGAUAAAGAUAACGACAGCAAAUUAUCCAGAACCGAAUUAUUUGACACUUUUAAAUUUCUUGCUGACAAUUUGACUGAUGCAGAUAUCAACGAGAUAAUUAAUGAAAUCGAUACUAAUAACGACGGCUUCAUAGAAUACCAGGAGUUUAUGGACUAUUUUGCUGAGUGA
This is a messenger RNA of Ascoidea rubescens DSM 1968, 465 nucleotides long. Its product is annotated as EF-hand. The coding region runs from base 1 to 465 and encodes 154 amino acids. NCBI's taxonomy places the organism in Eukaryota, Fungi, Ascomycota, Saccharomycetes, Ascoideales, Ascoideaceae. The record is from RefSeq and is a predicted model, not a curated record. Gene Ontology annotation, molecular function: enzyme regulator activity; calcium ion binding. The transcript is spliced from 2 exons.